This is a messenger RNA of Saccharomycodes ludwigii, 1866 nucleotides long. RefSeq names its product Vrp1p (gene VRP1). Gene Ontology annotation, molecular function: actin binding. The transcript has 2 exons. NCBI's taxonomy places the organism in Eukaryota, Fungi, Ascomycota, Saccharomycetes, Saccharomycodales, Saccharomycodaceae. The coding region runs from base 1 to 1866 and encodes 621 amino acids. The record is from RefSeq and is a predicted model, not a curated record.
AUGGCAGGACCACCACCACCACCACCACCGCCACCACCUGUUUUAGGAGGCGGAGCAGCUCCAAAACCAGCUGCUUCUGUUAUGCAAGGCCGCAAUGCAUUACUAAGUGAUAUUCGUAAGGGGAAAUCUUUAAAAAAAUCACCAAUGAACGAUAGAAGUGCCCCUCAAGUUGGUGGCGGUGUAGUUAAUAACAAUAAAGGAUCUUCAAAUGUUGGUAGUGCACCACCACUUCCAGGAGGGGCACCACCACUUCCAGGAGGGGCACCACCAAUUCCAGGAGGGGCACCACCAAUUCCAGAAGGAGGAUUGGCAGAGUUGGCAGGGAUUUUAAGUAAUGGAAUGCACCCAAAAUUACAUCAUAUAUCAUCACCGUCAUCUAAUGAUAGUUCCAGUAAUGUAGGAACAGCACCUAGUAUCCCAAGUUUACACCAUGUGGGCAAUAAGAGUACUGAAGUUAACGUUUCCAAUAUUGACAUACAUUCAUCUCCUAGUUUUACUGCACCCAAAAUUCCUACUGGUGCUCCACCAAUCCCGAGUAUGGGCGCUCCACCAGUACCCAGGAUACCAAAUAAUAGACCAACAAAGCCAAACAAUAGACCAACAAUUUCAAAUAAACAACCUUCCACACCAAAUACUAGACCUACAAUGCCAAGUAAUAGACCUAAUAAAUCCAAUCGCAAAUCUACCAUCAAUUAUAAUAAUAACAGAGCGUCGGAAGCAUCCGUUAUACCACCAACAGCAGCAUCUGCACCUGCUGUUCCUAAAAUGUCAGCACCUGCUGUUCCUAAAAUGUCGGCACCUGCUGUUCCUAAGAUGUCAGCGCCGGCUGUUCCCUCCGCUCCACCACCCCCUCCUUUAUCAACAGCUCCUGCUACAUCUGCUCCACCACCGCCACCAGCCCCACCAAUGUUGAAUAUGAAUACCUCUAGCAACAAUUCAAAAAAAUCCAACGUUCCAGUAUCUGGCGGCCCAUUACCAUUUUUGGCCGAGAUUCAAAAUAAAAGAGAUGAUAGAUACGUUGUUGAGGAUGGCUCGAAUUAUAAUACACAGGUAAAUGAAAGUGACAAUGCAUUAACGUUAAAGGCAUCCUCAGCACCUGCAAUGCCACCACCAGCACCCGCAGUACCACCAUCAGGAGGACCAAUGUCAUUUAUGGAUGAAAUAGCCUCUAAAGUUUCACAUAACCAUACUAAAGUUGCUGCGCCAGCGAUUCCCAUUUCUUCGGCGCCACCUGUCCCAUCUUUACCAUCGGCACCCCCACCACCUAUGCCUGUUGAAUUUACAUCUUCUUUGCCCCCUCCAUCUCCAUCUAUAACACAGUCUCCACAGGUGAUGGCUGCUGCGGAAUCUUCAGAAACAGCCUCAUAUAGCGCUGACGAUAAUACCGUACAACAAGAAGAUGUAUAUUCUUAUGAAGAUAAUAAUGCUGGUAAUGACAAUGAGACCAAUAAUUAUGCUGAUAAUAGUAACAAUUUUGAGUCGGAAUCUGAUGAAUAUGUUAAUAACAGUAAUACUAAUAGUAAUAAUAGUAGCACAACCUUUUCUCCCUUCAAUUCUGCGACUAAUAUAGCCUCUUCUAUAGGAUCCUUUAAACAAAGAUUAUUUUCGCAUAAAUCUACCACAAGCAGUAGUACAAAUACAGAUGCUGAAGGAUUUCGUAACGAUGACAAUAACAAUAACAAUAACAAUAUUAUGCCUGAAAAUAGUAAACGUGGAAAUGGUUCUAAAAUCAUUAUAGAUGAUUCAAGAUUUAAAUGGGCAAAUAAGAAUGAUUUGCCUGCUCCAAGAAAAUUUUCUGGCAGGACAAAGUUGUAUCCAAGCGGUAGGGGUAGUAGUGUUCCACUGGAUUUAAGUUUGUAUAAUUAA